AAUACGAUGACGCAGCGGUGAAGAACAUGCUGUCUCUGCUCCAAGCAGCACCAUUUCCUGACAAGGCACCCAUCGACGCGAAUACGCCAUGGCAACUCGGAAUUGAAUACGACUAUUUGAAGAAGCUGAAACAUAUGUUCGAGACGGAGUGGAGCUGGAAAGCACUUGAGAAAAAUGUUGCGAAGUUUCAACACUAUUUGGUCCAAUAUGAGAAAGACGGAGAUGCAUUGGAUCUCCAUUACGUUCAUGUAAAGAGUCCCCGAAGUGACGCGAUUCCUCUUAUCCUUCUUCAUGGCUGGCCUGGCACUUUCUUUGACUUCCAUAAAGUCGUUGAGCCGUUGACCAACCCACCGAGUUCGGACUUGCCAGCGUUCCAUGUCGUAGUCCCAUCUAUUCCUGGAUACUUCCUGUCUACACUUCCGAGAAGAGACGGCUGGAGCGCAACUGACACCGCACGAGUCUAUAACGGACUCAUGACAUCUGUCCUUGGUUAUUCCAAGUACGUCGCCCAAGGCGGUGAUUGGGGCUCACUAAUCUUGCUCAAUCUGGAAGGACUUUUCCCCGAUUCAGUUACCCUCUCGCACUUCAAUCUUUUAUUUUCACGACCCGCCCCUGAACCCAACCAGUCAAAGUACACAGAACUGGAAAACCGGAUGCUUAAGAAGGGAAGCGAAUUUCAGGCUACAGGCUCUGGGUAUAUGCAAAUCCAGAGUACGAAGCCAUUCACUAUAGGAAUAGCGAUUGCGUCGUCACCACUCGCUGUUUUGGCGUACAUAGGCGAGAAGAUUUACGGCUGGUCUGACCCGAGUCUCGUUGAUCCGCAUGAUAUUCUAAACACUGUUGCUCUUUACUAUUUGAGCGGAUCCUUCCCGACAUCAGUAGUCAUCUACAACCAGGCUAUGAAAGGGAUACCCGGGUUCAGAACAAGUUCUGAAGGGAAGUUCUUGUUGAAGAACAAAUUUGGUUAUUCUGUUUUCCCCUAUGAAAUUGGUGUCGUUCCAAAAGCAGAGCUUGAAAAUUUCGGACCACUGGCUUUCCACAGGGUGCAUUCUAGCGGCGGGCAUUUCCCUGCCCUUGACCUCCCGAACGAUUAUGUUGGAGAUUUGCGUGAGUUCUUCGGAAAGUAUUGGGGUGCUACGUGAAUAGGUAUGGGCAGUAAAGAAUAUAACGAACAUUGGACGAAAAAUGUUUUGUACAAUAUUACAGUGAAAAAUUCUAUCUAGAAGCAUUCAAUAUGUGAAGUGGUCGCUUUAAUCGC
Molecule: messenger RNA, 1258 nt
Organism: Fomitiporia mediterranea MF3/22
Lineage: Eukaryota; Fungi; Basidiomycota; Agaricomycetes; Hymenochaetales; Hymenochaetaceae
Product: alpha/beta-hydrolase
Exons: 8
Coding region: 27-1142 (371 amino acids)
Biological process (GO): epoxide metabolic process
Molecular function (GO): epoxide hydrolase activity
Source: RefSeq, a predicted model, not a curated record